Malassezia sympodialis ATCC 42132 is the source of this 1158-nucleotide messenger RNA. RefSeq lists its product as uncharacterized. Bases 1 to 1158 code for a protein of 385 amino acids. The record is from RefSeq and is a predicted model, not a curated record. Lineage: Eukaryota; Fungi; Basidiomycota; Malasseziomycetes; Malasseziales; Malasseziaceae. Gene Ontology annotation, molecular function: RNA helicase activity; nucleic acid binding; ATP binding. The transcript is spliced from 3 exons.
AUGGCGGGCGUUCACUCGACGAGUGCGAAUCUUGUUUUCGAGAGCAGUGAGGAGGUCACUGUGGCGCCGACCUUUUGCGUGCAUGGCGCUAACGCCGCAGACUACGAAAAGCCCUCUGCCAUCCAGCAGCGCGCUAUUCAGCCGAUUCUACGUGGCCGCGAUGUGAUUGCACAGGCGCAGUCGGGUACCGGCAAGACCGCCACCUUCUCCAUUUCCAUGCUGCAGACCAUUGAUACAGCAUUGCGCGAGACACAGGCGCUCGUGCUCAGUCCUACGCGCGAGCUUGCGACGCAGAUCCAGAGCGUCGUGCUGGCCCUCGGAGACUAUAUGAACGUGCAGUGCCACGCGUGCAUUGGCGGCACGUCUGUCGGCGAGGACAUCCGCAAGCUCGAGUAUGGACAGCAUAUCGUGUCUGGCACGCCCGGCCGCGUAUUUGACAUGAUCCGGCGGCGACACCUGCGGACAAAGAAUAUCAAAAUGCUGAUCCUCGACGAGAGCGACGAGCUCCUAAACAUGGGCUUUAAGGACCAGAUUUACGACAUCUACCGCUACCUGCCGCCGGCGACGCAGGUUGUGCUCGUCUCAGCGACAUUGCCGAAUGAUGUGCUGGAGAUGACAAGCAAGUUCAUGACAGAUCCCGUGCGCAUCCUCGUGAAGCGUGAUGAAAUUACGCUCGAGGGCAUCAAACAGUUCUUCAUUGCCGUGGAGAAGGAGGACUGGAAGUUCGACACGCUGUGCGAUCUCUACGACACCCUGACGAUCACACAGGCGGUCAUAUUCUGCAACACGCGCAGAAAGGUCGACUGGCUCACGGAGCGCAUGCGCGAGAACAACUUCCAGGUGAGCAGCAUGCACGGCGAGAUGCAGCAGAAGGAGCGCGACGCGAUUAUGAAUGAGUUCCGCCAGGGCAGCAGUCGCGUGCUCAUCACGACGGACGUCUGGGCCCGCGGCAUCGACGUGCAGAACGUCUCGCUCGUUACCAACUACGACCUGCCGACGAACCGCGAGAACUACAUCCACCGCAUUGGCCGCUCAGGGCGCUUUGGACGCAAGGGCGUAGCGAUCAACUUCGUCACAAACGAAGACGUGAAGAUCUUGCGCGACAUCGAGCAGUACUACAGGUUCGUCGGCCACACUUACGCUCAGCACACAAAUUGA